Messenger RNA from Cyclocybe aegerita, 729 nucleotides. The record is from the annotation of a GenBank genome assembly. NCBI's taxonomy places the organism in Eukaryota, Fungi, Basidiomycota, Agaricomycetes, Agaricales, Hemipholiotaceae.
AUGGAUGUAUGUCUGUGUCUACUACCACCACCCUCCAAUGCUUGCCUUGCUGUUUUCACUGUCAUGCCAAUAUCCCUCAACUUCGUUGAAUCAAGAUGCGAGCCAGAUGAUUGUUGCUGCCAUGAUUCCAGUCUGCUAAAAGAAACAGACAUCCCAGGCAAGAACCAAAAACCCGGUGCUCUUACAGCAAAAUGGUUCUUCCCAGAAGAAACCCAGCUGUCGCAAUGUGCCUUCCAUCUUCAACGUGAACGUGAGGCUCUUUUUGCUGCCUAUGCAUCCUUGCAUCCUGACCAAAGCAACCCAUCUGGAAGUAGCAAAAUUCCUGUUACAGAAACCAACAAAGAUUACCCACUGUCCACACCCCCUCUGCACCAUCUAACCACACUGACCACUCCAACACGCACAUCCGAUCUUGCCCCUCCACCUGGCACUCCUCUCACUGACCGUUGGCGAGUGGCCCUAUUUGCUCAAGAGUGCUGUGGUGUGUCUCUCAUUGCAGAAGCGCUCAUGGAAUCCGAGGAGGAAACUGGUCAUCCCGAUCUCCUUGAACCUUUGAUGGACGACAAUUGGGAGGAUCCAACAGAUCCUUUCACAAAUGUUGAACUUCCUGGGCCUUCACCUCCUCCUCAAGAACCAGCCACAGCUUCUGUAGAAGUGCUUUGCCCUUCAAUUGUGACAGGCGUCCCAGACAUCAAGAUGAUGGAGAAUACACCUGAUCCAUUUUGUUGA